UGUUCGAUAAAAUGUCUCAAUGUUAUUCCCUGCUUUUGAUUCUUUUUUUGAAAGAAUUUUAAUUUGUUACAUAGUGUUAGAUUUUCUAUUUUCUAUUGAUUAACUGUUGCACUAGCGGGUUCUGCAAAUUUUGUUUGCCUUUUUGUUGCUGGAGCCUAGAGUAUUAUAUGAAUCUGUGGACCUAGAGUAUUAUAUGAAUCUGUGGAUCUUGUUCUGCUAUUUUUGUUUUAGUUUUUAACUGCUCACGUCACUGCAACAGUUUUAGCUUAUUCAUUUUGUUUACUGGAAUGCAAAUAUUAGGCAAUUGUUCUAGUCAUUGAAACCUGCGUACAUUGGAAAAGAGUGCAAGGAAAAUAAAAAUAACUAGUAAUAGUAGAGUAGUAGAUGAGGGUAAUUUAGGUAUACUAAGUUUUUCCCAUCAAUUAAGCUGGGGCAAUGGCUCAACCGUUCUUUCUUCUCUAGUUCUUUUACACCCAGCUUUAUAGAUUUCUUAUUACGCUGUGAUUUUUAAACUUCUAGUGACAAACAAAACCACAUUUUUUCCCCAUCAACUUGUUGGGUAAUUAAAUUUUUCUUAAAUUUUGAUGGGUUCACAUUAACUAUCUAUAUGACGAUUAGUAGUUGCCUGGGAGAUUGUCAAUUCCUCUUAUUUUUGCCUUUCCUGAUAUCUUUGGUUGGCAUUGCAUAAGUGUGGCUGUUUUUGGAAUUAAAAAUUCAUAUGUAUCGAAUUAGGACUAUUAUUUCAUGCAAUCUUUUGUUCCAAGGCAAGCAAACAUGAUUUAUUUGUGUCAAUAUAUAAUUAACUUUAUAUACAACAUAAAAGCGUAUUGAAUCAUGUAUCGUAGCAGUGUAGUGAGAGUUGCUGAGUUGAGUUCAAGUUGUUUGAUGAAUAAGACAUCCUAUAUUUGUUAAACAUAGUUUGAUAUGUAAAUAUAUUGUAAGAAGGCUCUUGACAUUGGUGAAUUUUAUGCAAAGUCGCAAUCUUCUUGUUGCAGAAAAAUGUUGUGGUUAAGUUUGUCAUAUGUUUGCUCAAGUAAAUACAAAUGCAAAUGAUUUUAUUCUCAGGAAUAAGUGAUGAAGCUUUCAAUUUCCAAUGAAUGAAAAUUUUGGUUAUUAGGUUUCAUCUUCUUAAACUUAAGAACCUGCUAUGCCUCUAUAUUUCGAAUUAUUUUGAUUUGUGACUAGGUGAGAAGGGGGUGGAAAAUUGUGAUGAUAGCAUUUUUUUUUUUCCUUGUGAGAUGUUAUAGUAGAAUGGUUGUUCGUCAAUGAAAUCAAUUUUAUGUAUAUUACCCUUUGGAAACUCACAGACUAGGUGUUUUUAUGAAGAUUCUUUUGCCUGGCUUUGGACAAAUCUUGGAAAUUGGGAAAUACAAAAUAUGGAAAAACAAAAUAGUCAACAGCAAAAACAACAAUCACCUGUUGUCUCUUCAUGUCGAAAGAAGAAGAAUGAGGAGGCCACUUUUAUGGAGGAUUUGAAGGAUCACAUUGAUGAAUUCAUUCAUGCAUCUAUGGAUGAGCACAAGAGCUGCUUUAAGAAGACCAUCCAAAAGAUGUUUGGAAUGUCAAAGAUUGUUGCAGAAAGGAGUGGUGAAGCUAAAGAAGUCGAAAGUUCUCUGCCCCUCCGCACUGUGGUGUCAGACUAGAACAUAGAAAGUGGUUCAGCCAACAAAUGUAUACAAAAGAAUGUUAGUCGCUUAACUCUGUUCACAAAGAACUUUCAGUGUGUCUACCCUUAAAGCAGCUCUCUUAAAGUCCUGGGUAACCAGGCAAGACUUUCGAAUUAUUCCUAAAAAGCCCAACAUCUUUCUUAUAA
Molecule: messenger RNA, 1813 nt
Organism: Hevea brasiliensis (rubber tree)
Lineage: Eukaryota; Viridiplantae; Streptophyta; Magnoliopsida; Malpighiales; Euphorbiaceae
Exons: 3
Coding region: 1266-1643 (125 amino acids)
Source: RefSeq, a predicted model, not a curated record